CGGACCAUGGGGAGCAGGGGGAAAACUUUUUAUACUGACAUGUCAGCGCAAUGACUUUUUGAGUAACAUCUAACUGGGACGAGGCUCCCGGCGUGAGGAGGGCAGGGUCCUUUGCGGGAAGAAAAAGGAGCACUUGACAUCUGCCUGGGAACGAAAAGCAGAGUUGAGAGCAGUCCAAGAAUCAGCGGUGGAAAAUCCAGUUUAGCCAUUUGAAUUGAAAGAUGAGCUUGUUGUCUGCCAUAGACACGAGUGCCUCUGUGUACCAGCCAGCGCAACUUCUCAACUGGGUCUAUCUUUCCUUACAAGACCCCCACCAGACCAGCGCUUUUGACGCGUUUAGACCCGAACCCAACUCUUCCCACCCGGAUCUCAGUUUCAGCAAGACUCCCGCAGCGGCGGACUUGAGCUCUUCCCUGAACUCCAACUAUCUCAACAACUUCUUUCAGCUGCAGCGCAAUGAGGCCUUAAACAACAACGUGUAUAAGAAUGUGUCACCCUAUGGCUCCUUGAACAACAUCGUGGAUGGACUCAACUCUCUGACGGACCAUUUCUCAGACCUUUCCCUUUCUUCAGAGCCAAGAAAGCCCAACAAGAGACCCCCACCCAAUUACUUAUGCCACUUGUGCUUCAACAAGGGCCAUUACAUCAAAGACUGCCCUCAGGCUAGACCUAAAGGAGAAGGUCUGACACCCUACCAGGGGAAGAAGAGAUGUUUUGGAGAGUACAAGUGCCCCAAGUGUAAGAGGAAGUGGAUGAGUGGCAACUCGUGGGCCAACAUGGGACAAGAAUGUAUCAAAUGCCACAUCAACGUCUAUCCGCACAAACAGCGCCCUUUAGAGAAGCCAGAUGGCCUGGAUGUUUCUGACCAGAGUAAGGAGCACCCACAACACCUAUGCGAGAAAUGCAAAGUCCUGGGCUACUACUGCCGUCGUGUGCAAUAAUCAUCUUUAUUGUUGUCAGAGAGCAACGUUUGUGUCUCAAGUUCUACCGCUCAUCCUCCAUCAAGGCUGUUAACUUCACCAGACCUCCCCUCCCUGCCCUCAAGGUUUCCUUCAUCCCUGCCUUGCACACAACACGGCAUCCUUUCCUCCUCACGUCCUCCCCCUGUUCUUUCCCAGACGCCUGAGAUAUAGACGGUAGCUCUAAUCCUCCCUUCUUUCUGACGCUUUCCUUCUCUACCACAGCAAAUAAACCUGUCUCUCUUUCCAGCCACGUGUGGGACACCGAUUUCAAUCGUUACGCUUUCUUUUUCUACGACAGUAUUGACAAUUACAUUCAGGAAUGAGAGGAACACGUUAACUUAAGAUCAAUCUCUAUCUCUCCAAGUGGUCUUCAUCAAACCAUAAUCAGUGACUUUUUUUAAUGCCUUGAGUACAAGAAACCACAUAACCCCAUUCAUCCAGCUCGAUGUGUGACAACAGCUUAUCAUUGCAUCGAUGAAUUAGCACUAGGCAUGUCUUUCAGCGAUGCCACUGACAGUAUUGGUUUCAAUAGAUUACCUCACUUUGGGGUUUGUUGGCUUUGUGUUUACAGAGAUCUGCCUUCCAUUUCCCUGCCAAGUGAAGUGUGUGGUAAUGUGAUGAACGUUUAACACGGGCCUCUCAUGAUGGUAUAAUGUAUAUGAGGCCUUUGAUGUUUUGCCGUAUUAGGGUCUGUUGACCUGAUCUACCCACAUCUUAUUAACUGUGAAUUAACUGAGGGAUAAUGUGCCAUACAUCCCUAGCUUACAUUUGGCCUAUUUAUUUUCUUGUUGUCUAGUGUGCAAUUUGAAUUUUAACUGGGACAUAAAGAAAUGUUUUUUGUAUGUUUGUAUGUCACAUUAUUGUGUAACUGCUUCCACGUGUCUUUAGAAACUACUGUAGGUUCAGCAUAGCAUCGCUCCUUGUCUACAUUUAGUGCAUUGCUAACAGAUAUGUUUUCAUUCACCCUCCCAAUAGUAUUUUUGUUGCCACCCAAAUUAACAAUUUUCUAUAGUGUUACGCCACAUAGGUAAGAUGUUUUAAUUGCAAGCAGGUCAACUGAAAAGUAGCAGUAGGAAGAGAGCAGUAGCUUCAGGACGUUUCCGUUUUUUUACUGGCCGGUGUUGCACGUAGAAUAUUUUCGAAGCAAUUGAAAAAAUUAACUGCUUGCCAUAAUUCGAUUAGCAAUGUGAAACAUAACUUUCCCUGUUCAUAUGUAAAAGCCUGAUUAGAUUUUAAGCACAAAUUAGUAAAAUACAAAGGAAACGUCUGUUUAAGAAAGAUUCAGCGAGACAUUUGAGUUCACAUUUUUAGUGCCAAUUGAUGUCUGGCAGUCUUAGUGAAGCUAAAUCUAAACUUUUCUAAGGUCAUGCACCCUUCAAAACUAUGUCCAACAGCUGAUUGCAGUAUAGAGAAUGUCCAGAGGGAGGUAAAGGUUGGUGGAACGGCAGCAAUUUUCAGGUUGGUUGAGAGAAUUAAAAAAGGGCAGAUUUUUGAUGUGGUCAUUCUGGUGACGCAAGGAUAUACAGGAAGUGAUGAUGAAUUAAGUUUACACUUAUAUUCAUUUUAUGGGGCCUACUAUUGUAAACCAAUGUCUUUAAAGGAAGAGUAGUACACAUCCUGUUCUCUUUAUCCUGUUUACAUAUAUCAAAGUGCAGACUUAUAGUACUACAGAGGAAAUUGUCGUUUUGACUAAUACAAACCUGCCUUUCAAGGAACAUUGUUAUAGGAAUUGUGAAAUAUUUUUAUAUGUACUGUAUUUUUAGCCUUACAAAAGCUGGUUGACUAUAUUUUAUACUGUAACAUACUAUAUGUGCCUUAAAAAGAUUUAAAAUCACUCUGAAGUAUACAGAUAAAGACUAGGCGGCCAUUUAAAAUUAGGGAAAGACUUGAGGGGGUAGGCUCAAAGUUGGAGCAGAAUAUUUGCAUGUGGUAACUGUGAUGCAUAGUAAGUUUGUUGCAGGUUCAAGAUGUGGCAAAGGACAAGAAAUUACAUAGUUCAUCUAUUAGUUUGAAAUGGCACGGUGGGUGUUCGUUUCAACAAUUUGCUGAGUUGGAGGCAUGGGCUGAACCAACGUUUCCAGCUGGCAAUAACAAUCCUACUGUGGUCUUGUUGUCAUGGAAUAUCAACAAAGAUGUUAUUUCUUAGUCGAUCCUCACAACAGAAUGGAGCCUCACUCUUUGUUUUCUUAAUCUAUUGUAGUUAUGUUUAUCUAAGGAACCAUGGGUUUUUGUCUAAAAUAUACAUAGUAACUUGCCUUAGUGGGAGAGUUUGCAGUGGCCGAUAAUGGUACCUUACAGUUUUGGGAAAUUAUCAUUUAGGUAGAUUCCAUCUGUGAAAUUAAAGGGGCACUCCAGUGACUGCAGUUCUACAAAGUUAAAAUUUUGAAAAUUGAUGCAACAGAUGCUGAGAUAUCCUGACAUUUAUUCCCUAAGUAUGGGUCAACUACCAAAAAUGCAGGAUCCUACAUUUCCCAUUAUGGAACUCAAUAGCAUCUUUCACAAAGGUGCGGUCACACAAUGUUUCCGGUCACUGAAUAUUCACUCUGUUUCUCCACUUCUGUUGAAGCCCGUCCGAUCAAAACAUUCAAGCAUCCACUUCCAGUUUCGUUGUUGUGUUGAAUGUCCAGAAGGUUGCGGUGGUUUCACAGGUCACAGUCCACCUUUCAGUUUUGUUCAGCUUUGAUGCAGCAGAUGUGCUUAUUCAGCCAAUAGAAACAAAGCUGCAUUGUGAAAAUCGACAUUAUUAUUCUUGUGUUUCAUCACCGUUUUUAAUAAGUUAUCACACUACAGGACUACAAACUGUAGCAUCACUCUCAUACACUGUUCACAGUUUGUGAUUGCUUCGAUCAAUAGUUAUUUAUUACCCACAUCACAAAUGUGGCAUCACAACCUUUUUCUGAGCAGAGUGCGGAGAACUUGAGGAGGACAGGCACUGACCAAACAUUGGUCAGAUUUGCCAUAUUUUUCAAACUACAACCCAGUUUGCAGUGCAGGCUUUUUGUUAAAACUGUCUGCAAGCCUCAGUUGAGAUAACCCUAAUGUCAUCAUUAUGACAUCAGCAUCAGUCUGUUUUCUCAGACUUGAAACAGCAUCUCCAGAGUCACAGAAGACACUAUAAAACUAUUUUCACAAGCAAAGUACCACUCCCCAUGAUAAGUAAACUGAACUUCAUGUGUAAAAUUGUUGGGAGUGCCCCUUUAAAAAGAUGGAAUUGACAGUAGAGUGUCUAUACUGAAACAACUAAAUUCUCAUUUUAGCCUGUUGCUGUUGGGAACAAUCCAUUUUUCUUACUGUAACAUUGUCUAUCUUUUGCUUUAUGCGAUGACACUAACCUAACAGUUCUUUACAUCUGAACCACAUGUCCACAUUAUACCUACAUGUGGCUGUAGUGAGAGGAAUAGAUACCAAUAUUGCCUUAAGAGCUCACCUCAUUAACAAGUAACAAUGUUUUUGUAAUUAACAGACUUCUGGCAGACUAGAAAGGAGAAAUAGGUAGUGAGAAAUCUUGUUUGAAGGUAAUGAUUCCGCCCAGAGACAUGUUACGAGGAGGCCAUUUUAAAUGGCAGAAAUCAAGAGCCAAUGGAAGCAGUUGAUACAAUACAUUUGAAGAAAAAAAAAGAGAAAUCUCUGCUUUCAGACGUACAGUAGUGUCUUGAAUUACAUAUACUUGACUUUUCUAGUACCUUUUCAGUUCAAAUUUGUUAUUUUCUAUGAAUAAGAUGUGUAUUUUGGAACACUUAAUAGAUGUUGAAAAUUUUAAAGCAAUCUGCAAAAAACUCAAGAGUUAUUUCCCUUACAAAGAUAUUUACAAAUGACUGUUUUAUGUAUAUAUUUGAUGGCCAUCAUUUUCAAGGAUAGUAGCUCUUUUGAAGUGUUAUGCAAUAUUGAAGCUUUUUUGUGUGAAGAAGGGCCUAUUGCUGAGAAAUAAACAAAGCUGGGAGUUUUUUCUUUUCUUUGAUGUUUUACGAUAAACUGAAGGGUUAUCCUGCAGAAAUAUUUAUGGAAAGAGUUUUUUUUUUUACAACACUUUUUGUAUAGAAUAUGCAACAAAGUUACAUUAAGAAGGAAAUAUUGAUGUCUACAUAGAAUAUUAUUAAAAAAAAGCAGGUACAUAAUUAAUACCCUUUCUCAAUUAUAAGCCAUUGUAUUUUUGUGUUUUGUUUUAUGAUGUUAUCAGUGUUGAAUAACCCACAAUGUUAUUUGGUCACUAUAUGUUACUAAUGAUGAGCUGCCAUUUACAUCUAUACAGUCACAUGUAUUCAUUUUGUAAACAGUAACUACAAUAUUAUGAAGAUAUAAUGUGUUAACAUGCAGAAUCCUUUUUUUCCUAAAUUAGUGACGGAUACUCACCACUGUAUAAGCACGUUAAACUGUGAGAUGUAGUUUGCUUAAAGCAGCGAUGACAAGAAACUAUUAUAAAAUGUUACAGUGUUAUUAGUAGUUUAGGGAGUGUAUACUUUGUUCAAGAAAGCGUGUGUGACAAAUAACUAUUUUAGAGUUUGCAUGUGCAUGUGUUUGGUUCUGAAUGAAAUAUUAUUUUGUGCAAUUGUAUACUUAUUUAAGUACUUUACAGUAGUUUGCUACAGUACAUAUUGUUUUUAACAUUUUCAGUAACCACUGAUGGUUAUUAGUCACGAAGUAUUUCAUUUACCGCUAGUGUAGCCUCUAUGAAUACCGUAAUGCAUAUUUACUGAAUGUAAUGUGUUAACACUUAUGUGGUCAAUUUGGAAAGUUGUGUUUGUAUUCUUUACUGUCUGUAUCACUUUGAAAUGUUUGUAAUGCAAUAUUGCAAUAAUGUAAUAUUUGAAUUGGACAGAACACAGGCGUGAGGUUGGGAAGACAACGAUUUUGGGAAACAAGGACAGUCAUGGUUUCGAGAGUUAGACCACAGGUCUGUUUUUCAUGUCCAUGAAAACGGCAUUCCAAAAUGUGCCUUAUUUGUUAGUUGGGAAAACAUUUUAGUGCUUUAGUGCUGUCAAGAGUUUGAUGAAUAAAAGUCAUACUGAAUUAGGA
This is a messenger RNA of Scomber scombrus (Atlantic mackerel), 5975 nucleotides long. It is a transcript of the gene zcchc24, whose product is annotated as zinc finger, CCHC domain containing 24. NCBI's taxonomy places the organism in Eukaryota, Metazoa, Chordata, Actinopteri, Scombriformes, Scombridae. The record is from RefSeq and is a predicted model, not a curated record. Bases 222 to 941 code for a protein of 239 amino acids. Gene Ontology annotation, molecular function: nucleic acid binding; zinc ion binding. The transcript has 4 exons.